Euleptes europaea (tarantolino) is the source of this 1806-nucleotide messenger RNA. Its product is annotated as heat shock factor protein 5-like. The transcript is spliced from 5 exons. Lineage: Eukaryota; Metazoa; Chordata; Lepidosauria; Squamata; Sphaerodactylidae. The record is from RefSeq and is a predicted model, not a curated record.
AUGGCAGCAAAUGGAAAUACCAAGCAAGUAGGACUUGUACCUAGGUACGCUUCUAUGGUAACAUUUGGUAGCAAACAGAAUAGUUUCUCUGGUAACAGAACAGAACAGAAGCAAAAGACUAGAAUUGAUGAGACUCUGAAACGUUUGUUUACAACUGAGCUGGUACUGAAGCAUCCAGAUUGUAACCGCCCUUUCAUUGUUCAAGUAGAUGCUUCUGAAAUGGCCAUGGGAGGGGCUCUCCUGCAACAGGGAGACGGUGAACCAUCUCAGGAGCCUGGACAUGUUCCAAAAGCAGUGCUAGAAAAUGUUGCCAUUUGUAUGCCUAGAUCUUCAGCCAACUUCAUGGCUUAUCUUCAGCCUAGUCCUGAGCCUCCAGGACGAAAGUCCUUUGGAGGCCACGAAGAGGCUGCGCCGGGGUUUGGGCCCCCUGCACCGGUGUCAGCAUUACUUGCACCAGCCAGGAUGGUUUCAACGCCGGCAGGGAGGCCUGGACAUUGGUCUCUUGGAGCUGCCGUGGGAGUGCCACCCAGCGGGUCCCUCCACCACCUCCACAGCCCCCAUUUCCGCCGUGACUGGCCCAACCUGCUGGUCCACCUCAAGCGCCUCACUAGCGCCAACAAGGCCAAGCUGGCCGCUGGCUUGGAAGUCACCAGCCGGCCGCCCAACCGCUUCCAGCGCCUGCUCAGCACCUCCCUCCAUGGUGGGGAAGGCGCAGGCGGCGAGGCCCUCCUGGCCCACCAGCCCCAGGCCACCCCGCAGGGACAGCUUGCCACUUCGGCUGUGGCCAAAAACGGUGACAGCAAGCCCACGUCACUGACUUUAGGGCAGUUUCACCAGUCUUUUCGAGGAGACAGCUUAUCUCCAUACUCCUACCUGUUAUCGUCGCACAACCAAAAUACUUUUCCAUUGAAAGGUUCAGAUCGGACUCCUCUUCCUCCCAGAACAUGGCCGAACUCCCUCGGGAUGCUCCCAGGGAUGGAGGCAUCUACUUUUUCAGACAAAAGGGUUCCAUUCCCUAUGCUCCAGGGGUUUCCGACAGAGGUAACUUACAUUCUGCAGCCCAGUGCUACAUCAGUGCACAUACAGCAAGGGCCCCAGACGAUGGCCAUGUCUUCUCAGAAAUAUGGCAGCUAUGCGGCUUCAGCACCCUAAUCCCAAGUCUACUACCCAACAGCUUUAUUACAGUGCUGCUCUCCGCCUACCCAUAUGGAUUCCUUAAGUGGUAGUGCCAGCCCUACAGCCUCGACCUAUACACAUUGCACCUAUUUCCAGAAUCCACCAAUGCAGUCCUCAUACCCAGUUGAAUUUUUGCCUUCCAACUGGCCCUGCAACCCUUCCGAUGAAACCAAGAAGACCGAAGUCAACUUGGAGGCCUUCUUCCAGAUUGUGGAUGAGAUGCAUUCAUCUCCCAAGCUGGAAAUGGUGAAGGUGGAGCCAGUGGAGAACCAGGGUCCUACCUCACAGCCCAACCGAGGCCAACAGUUGCUCAUCAGUCCAGGGAACAGCGAGGUGCCUACAAGUCAAGCCAGCCACCUCGAGCCUCUGACGCCUGUCGGCUCCGAUAUCACCUCCUUCGUGGUGGAAUCCAAUCAAGCGAUAGCCUGCUCUCUGCCACAGUCUCCAGAGUUUAUUUACACGAUCCACACCACCGAACCAGUGGAGAAUGCCUCUGCACAGAUGAUGCCUCCACCUGCCACCACCCAGCAGACACAAGUAAAACUGAAGGAACAGCUGAACCAGACUUCAGCUCAGUCAUCCAUGGUGUUUGUACAGGAAGAACUUCCCUUCAAUCAGAAGCAUUGCUGA